Molecule: messenger RNA, 1011 nt
Organism: Caenorhabditis elegans
Lineage: Eukaryota; Metazoa; Nematoda; Chromadorea; Rhabditida; Rhabditidae
Gene: mrpl-4
Product: Large ribosomal subunit protein uL4m
Exons: 3
Coding region: 1-900 (299 amino acids)
Biological process (GO): translation
Cellular component (GO): mitochondrion; ribosome; mitochondrial inner membrane
Molecular function (GO): structural constituent of ribosome
Source: RefSeq, marked reviewed
AUGCUCUCCAGGCAGCUGCGUUUUUUAAUUUCAAGUCGAGCAUUCUCAUCGGCUGUUCAGGAUGUUUCCUCGACUUCAUCUGGCGAAUCCAUCGAUACACGAAGAGAAUUAUGGCGAAAACCAGAAAAUCCAUUCAUCAAAACUCCACAAGCUUGGGUUUCAAAUUUGGAUACCAUCGAAGAUGAGAAGCUCGGACUCGUGGAUCUCCAUCCAGACAUUUUCAGAACAUCACCGCGUAUCGAUAUUCUACACCGUAACCUCACGUGGCAAAGUGUAUAUCGAAAUGUGCAAAUGACGAAAAUGUUGACAAAAGCUGAAAUGCCCGGAGGGGGUAGAAAGCCGUGGCCUCAAAAGAAGACUGGACGGGCUCACGUUGGUUCUAUUCGUUCCCCACAAUUUAUUCGAGGAGGUUUCGCAAAUGGUGUUCGUGGACCGAGAACGUGGUUCUACAUGCUUCCAGACGCAGUCAGAAUUCAGGGACUUUGUGUUGCUCUCACUCUAAAGCACACACAAGACGAUUUGCAUAUUGUUGACAAAAUUCAAAACUUACAGAAUGGAGACCCUAAAUAUUGGAUUGAUCUUUGCGAAGCUCGAAACUACGGAUACUCUGUUCUUUUCGUUGAUGAUUGUGAUGAGAUUAGCGGUGGACUUGCUGAAGCUCAACAAGCUCUUCCGUGGCUCAAUGUGAUGCCAGUGUAUGGUCUGAAUUGCUUCUCAUUAAUGAAAUACGAUACUAUUGUUCUGUCACGAAGUGCAUUGGAAAGAGUUGAAGAACGACUUCUCACACAAAUGCAUAGAGCUGGGCCGAUGAAUAAGAAAUACAGAUAUAUGGACUACAAGGACAAGAUUCUUCAAGAGGCGGAAGCAGAAGAGGAUCCAUUGAUGCCACCAGUUGUUUGAUUCGAUAUUUUGUUUUUUUGUAAUUUAGAAUUUUUAAUAGGCUUAUUUUUCUUUUUGUUUUUGAUUGUUAUUCUUAUUAUAAAAGUAUCCUGAAAAUAAAAAUACAGAAUU